Gavialis gangeticus (Gharial) is the source of this 3052-nucleotide messenger RNA. It is a transcript of the gene G6PC2, whose product is annotated as glucose-6-phosphatase catalytic subunit 2. Lineage: Eukaryota; Metazoa; Chordata; Crocodylia; Gavialidae. Gene Ontology annotation, biological process: gluconeogenesis; glucose 6-phosphate metabolic process. Gene Ontology annotation, molecular function: glucose-6-phosphatase activity. The coding region runs from base 804 to 1871 and encodes 355 amino acids. Gene Ontology annotation, cellular component: membrane. The transcript has 5 exons. The record is from RefSeq and is a predicted model, not a curated record.
ACCCUAAUGCUCAGUAGACUAAUUCUACUGCACAUCAGCACAUUAGCAUGGGUUUUUUUCCUGUCAUGCUAAUGCUCAGGAGAAUGAGUCUGCUGUGCUUGAAGCAUUUUGUGUAGACACGCCCAAUGUGUCCUUGAUUACAAAGUCUCUUGUGCAAAGGAAAUAAUUGGUUACUUUUGAUACUUUAAGCAGAUUUGCAAUUUAGAAAAUGAUCCACCAUUUACUUUUUUAUUUUUGCAUGCUGAUUGUAUUUAACCACGCCUGAAUAGUUGUUCUAUGGUAAGGAAUAAUUCAGAACAAUAGACAAAUUUUAUUUAAAAUUAAAAUAGCUUAAAUGACUCUUUGGAUAAGAGCAAAUUAUUCACCUAUCCUUUCUAUAACGGCAGCAUUUAAUCAAGCAUACACAUUGCUAAUGUCCACUCUUCAGACAAAUGAACUGUGUAACAAUUCAAGCAAACAUGUUCCAACUGUUCACACAAAGCAUUGCAUAAGACGUGUAUUGCGUUUCCACAAAGCUUUCCCCGCAAUUUGCUGCUGAGCACUAUGCACAUCACUUAGUUUCCCCAAUUAAAAAUCACAAACAGAAAAAGCUUUCCAGCAUUAACUGAUCUGUGCUUUCUCAGAGAUGUGGAAAGUCACAUGCUUCAGGAACGGCCAGACACAUCAUUCUGGUACAAUAUAAAGGCAGUGUAAAUCACUGUCUCAUUUUUCAUAACUCAGCUUCCAUGGUUCUAAUUUUGUCAUUAGAAGCGAAAGGUUAAAGGAGCCGAACUUUUCUUUCAAGCAUAUUUUAACCAAUAAAGAUGGAUCUCCUUCAUAGCAAUGGUGUGCUUAUAAUUCAGCAUUUACAGAAGAAUUACAGGGCUUACCAGGACUUUCUAAAUUUCAUGUCCCAUGUUGGAGAUCCUCGGAAUAUAUUUUCAAUUUACUUCCCACUUUGGUUCCAGCUUAACCAAGUGGUUGGUACUAAAAUGAUAUGGGUGGCAGUCAUUGGGGAUUGGUUCAACCUUAUAUUUAAAUGGAUUUUAUUUGGCCAUCGUCCCUAUUGGUGGGUCCAAGAAACAAUGAUCUAUCCCAAUCAAUCCAGCCCAUGUCUUGAACAGUUUCCAAUAACAUGUGAAACUGGUCCAGGAAGCCCCUCUGGCCAUGCAAUGGGAUCUUCUUGUGUCUGGUAUGUAAUGGUGACAGCAGCCCUUAGUUACACAGUAGGACAGACAAGUAAAUCAGCAGUUACCCUGUACAGAAUGACCUGGUCAUUCCUUUGGAGUGUUUUUUGGAUUAUUCAGAUCAGUGUGUGUAUCUCUAGAGUGUUCAUAGCAACGCAUUUCCCUCAUCAAGUUAUUUUCGGAGUAAUGGCUGGAAUGUUGGUGGCAGAAGCAUUUGAACAUACCCCUGCUAUUCAGACAGCAAGUUUGAGAACGUACAUCAAGAUAAAUCUGUUUCUAUUUAUUUCUGCUCUUAGCUUUUAUCUGAUUCUCAAAUUCAUUGAUAUUGACCUUCUGUGGUCUGUUCCAAAGGCAAAGAAAUGGUGCGCCAAUCCAGACUGGAUAAACAUUGACACAACUCCAUUUGCUGGACUCGUGAGAAAUUUGGGUGCACUCUUUGGGCUAGGUCUUGGCAUUAAUUCUGAAAUGUUCAUCAGGAGCUGCAAAGGUAAAAAUGGAUAUAAGAUAAGUUUCAGAAUAUUGUGUAUUGCUGCUUCUUUAGCUACACUGCAGCUGUAUGAUUUUAUCAAGAUACCCACACACACUGAGUAUUUGUUUUAUGCUCUAUCUUUCUGUAAAAGUGCAGCCAUUCCGCUAACUGUUGUUGCUUUGGUUCCAUACUGCAUACAUUUGUUAAUGAAGCCAACUGAAAAAAAGCUGAACUAAAUGUACAUUCUGAAUGAUCUGAAAAUAUAACGGUGCUUCUGGAUACAAGCAGUGUUCUAUGAGCCACUUCAAACAUGAUCAUUUUACUACUUCAUUAUGAAUGCUGGUGGAUGCCAAUACAUAUUUGAUGUUUUCCUUCCAUGUCCCACAGACAAAAGCAGCACAGCCAGGAAUGACAUUGUUAUGUUAGGAACACUGAUUAGCUAUCACUAGAACCUCGUUCUUGGAAUGUAUUACAGUAUGGUUUUACAGUAUUAUCAUAUGGUUUCCUGAUAUCACUGUGGGUAUGUCACUGCUUGGAUAUGGGUUUGGUUUUGCCAAAGCUUUGUGGGUCUUUACUUAUUCUUCUUCAACUAGAUGGAGCUUCAUUUUCUGAGUGUACAUAGUGUCAUUGCACUUCCCAUUUUAUGUAUAUGAAUACUGUAUGUUAAUCUGCUAGAAAAAGAUGUGUGAUAAAAUCACACUUAGCUGCACAAACACAACCAUACACCAGGGUAAAGUUCUACGUACUCUGCCAAUAACAUUAAAAGGUUGUGUUUAGAUUUUACUUACAGUGCUUCCUGUGUGAAGCAUCUUAUGCUUAUUCUUUCCUGACUCAAUUUAUUAUUUAAAAGAUCAAUCUGGAACAAUUUAAUUUAGACCUGCUGAUUUUAUUUCUAGGUUAUCUCCAAGGCAGAUACUAUUUCAUUUAUGUAAUUUUUUCAUAUGUUCUUUAAAAAAAAUCUAUUGCAAGAUAUUGAAUGCUAAAUUAUUACAUAUUCAACUUUGUGGAAACUCCUGAAUGUGGUAUAUUAAAUCUGUGUUGUUGGCCUAUAUAUCUACACAGAAUUAAGCAGUAAAAUUCAAUUAUUCUCAGUCACAUCUUAAAGAAUAUUGUACAUGUUCCUGUCUUUUAAAUUUAAAUAAGUCUAAUAAUCUCAUUUUACAAACCAGAAUUAUCAGUGACACUAGUCAAGAUAAUUCUAUGUUAGUGAUGAAAAAGUAAUAAUUGUAAUAUGUUAAAUGUAACAUUCAAAUAUGAACUGUGCUGCUUAACCUGAUGCUGCCAAUUAUAUUCCCUUUCUAUAUUAUAAUGCAUCUCAUAUUGCAUAUGGCUUUAAAUAGUUCAUAAUCCAUGUAAUUCCUGUAUCUGAUGCCCUCUGUUUGCUGAACUGAGCAAUAUAAUGUUGAUGCCACCUUAA